AUUUACUUAAUUUCUGUGCAUCUUUAUUAUUUCCUUCUUGUAUUUCUUUGGUUUCAUUCUAUAUUCUUUUUUUAACCUAAAAAGUAGAUACUGAGCUCAUUUAUUUUGAGCUUAGUCCUCUAUUUCUAAUAUAUGGGCCAUAGGUUUUUCUCUUAAUAUCAGUUUUUGCUGUGUCCUGUAUGUGUUGAUAUGCAGUAGAUUCAUUCUCAAGCUGUUUUAAGUAUGUAAAUGUCCACAAUUAUUUCUUUCUUUACCUUUAUUAAUAUAAAGAAUAAAUUUCUUUAUUAAUAUACAAAAACUAUGGAUUUUUCUAAAUCAUAUUUUUAUUACUGAUUUCAUGCUUAAUUUUAUUCUAGUCAGAGUGUGUGUUGUACAACAGCCACUUUCUGUGGUGAUAAAAAUGUUCUCUAUCUAUAUUGUCCAAUAUGGUAGCCUCUAGCCAUAUGUGUCUUUUGAGCAUUUGAAGUAUGGUCAGCGUGAAUGAGGACCAAACAUUUACUUUAAUUCUACUUAAUUUAAUUUAAACAGCCAUGUGUAGCUAGUGGCUACAAUAUUGGGCCACCAGCCACAUGUAGCUAGUACAGGUUUAUGGAAUACCUGGUAUGAACUUUGUUGAAACUUGUUUUAUAUCCUCCUGCAUGUUUAAUUUUUAUAAAUAUUCCAUGUAAGUUGAAAAGCAUUUUUAGUUUACUCAUUUUUAUGCAGUAUGAAAUAUGUUUAAUUAGCUUGUUUUUUAAGUGUAUUGUCCAUAUCUUCCAGACAGUAACUGAUUUCUGCACUGUUUGAUCCACUAGAUACUGAUAUCUUAUAGAUACUUUAAAAUUCUGAGAGAUGUUUUAAAACAUGACAGUAGAUUUGUCAAUUUUCCCUUCAUCUUCCAUUAAGCUUUGUUUUUGGACCUUUGAGCUAAGUCAUUAGGUGCCCACAAAUCUUAUUACAUCUUCCUGAUGAAUUAAGCCUUUUAUUUUUAUAUAGUGAGCCUCUUUCUCUUAGGUAAUGCUUUUUUCCCAAAGUCUAUUUUGUCUGGUAUUAAUAUAGAUGCUUCAUAUGUCUUCUGCUGAUUUAGUUUAUGGGCCUACUGAGAAGGAGUGGCUGGAGUUGGAGGCUGACUGAUGGCCACAAAAUGAGUCAGUUACUUUGUCUAUCUGGUUUUUGAGAUCCUCCUUCACAGUAAAUGGUGGGUUUUCAGAAAAGGGAUAUGAAUGGAGCUCAGAAGAGGAAGAGUCAGUGAAAAAGGCAGGACCAGUCCAAGUCCUCAUUGUCAAAGAUGACCAUUCCUUUGAAUUAGAUGAAACUGCACUAAAUCGGAUCCUUCUUUCGGAGGCUGUCAGGGACAAGGAGGUCGUUGCAGUAUCUGUGGCUGGAGCAUUUAGAAAAGGAAAAUCAUUCCUGAUGGAUUUCAUGUUGAGAUACAUGUACAACCAGGAGUCUGUUGAUUGGGUUGGAGAUUACAAUGAGCCAUUGACUGGUUUUUCAUGGAGAGGUGGAUCUGAACGAGAGACCACAGGAAUCCAGAUAUGGAGUGAAGUCUUCCUUAUCAAUAAACCUGAUGGUAAAAAGGUUGCAGUGCUGUUGAUGGAUACUCAGGGAACCUUUGACAGUCAGUCAACUUUGAGAGAUUCGGCCACAGUAUUUGCCCUUAGCACAAUGAUCAGCUCAAUACAGGUAUAUAACUUAUCACAAAAUGUCCAGGAGGAUGAUCUUCAGCACCUUCAGCUUUUCACUGAGUAUGGCAGACUGGCAAUGGAGGAAACAUUCCUGAAGCCAUUUCAGAGUCUGAUAUUUCUUGUUCGAGAUUGGAGUUUCCCAUACGAAUUUUCAUAUGGAGCUGACGGGGGCUCCAAAUUCUUGGAAAAACGCCUCAAGGUCUCAGGGAACCAGCAUGAAGAACUACAGAAUGUUCGAAAACACAUACAUUCCUGUUUCACCAAAAUUUCCUGUUUUCUGCUACCUCAUCCUGGCUUAAAAGUAGCUACCAAUCCAAACUUCGAUGGAAAACUGAAAGAAAUAGAUGAAGAAUUCAUCAAAAACUUGAAAAUACUCAUUCCUUGGCUACUUAGUCCUGAGAGCCUAGAUAUUAAAGAAAUCAAUGGGAACAAAAUCACUUGCCGAGGUCUGGUGGAGUACUUCAAGGCUUAUAUAAAGAUUUAUCAAGGUGAAGAAUUACCACAUCCCAAAUCCAUGUUACAGGCCACAGCAGAAGCUAACAAUUUAGCAGCCGUGGCAACUGCCAAGGAUACAUACAAUAAAAAAAUGGAAGAGAUUUGUGGUGGUGACAAACCAUUUCUGGCACCUAAUGACCUGCAGACCAAACAUCUGGAGCUUAAGGAAGAAUCUGUGAAGCUAUUCCGAGGGGUGAAGAAGAUGGGUGGAGAGGAAUUUAGCCGGCGUUACCUCCAGCAGUUGGAGAGUGAAAUAGAUGAACUUUACAUCCAGUACAUCAAGCACAAUGAUAGCAAAAACAUCUUCCAUGCAGCUCGUACCCCAGCCACACUGUUUGUUGUCAUCUUUAUCACAUAUGUGAUUGCUGGUGUGACUGGAUUCAUUGGUUUGGACAUCAUAGCUAGCCUCUGCAAUAUGAUAAUGGGACUGACCCUCAUCACUCUGUGCACCUGGGCAUACAUCCGGUACUCCGGAGAAUACCGAGAGCUGGGUGCCGUAAUAGACCAAGUGGCUGCAGCCUUAUGGGACCAGGGAAGUACAAAUGAGGCUUUAUACAAGCUUUACAGUGCAGCAGCAACCCACAGACAUUUGUAUCAUCAAGCUUUUCCUGCACCAAAGUCAGAAUCUACCGAACAAUCAGAAAAGAAGAAAAUUUAAUCCAAACUUUAAAGAUACAGGUGCAUGACCAAAAUGUCAGUUAAAUAUUGUUUUAUGUCUCCAUGCAAACAUUCAAAGUGCUUCCAUCAGAACAGAGUAAAACACCAAGCACCUCUGAAGACUGCAAAAGGGUUUUAGUUCUUUUACUUCAGUGUUUAAUAAGCAGAUGUAUAUAUGCAUGGUUAUAUCAUUUGGUUAACAUGUACAGUUUCCUGAUUUAGUCUUCAAAUAUGCUGUUAUAAUUUAAAGAGUUUGUCUAUUUAUGGUAACAGUACCUGUGUUCUGCUUGAAUUUACUAAAUUCUAAUAUCAGGUUAUAGUUAAACCAUGUAGUAAUACUACUCCACAUUUGGAUAUGCUCAUUUUAUUUCUAUAGAAGAAUUUUUAAAUUAUUCACAUUGUCAUUUGUUAAAGAAUUGCAUAACUCCCGUAGGCUUGAUUCAACCUAUACCAUCUUACAUAUCCCAUUGGCUUUUAUUUUAAAAGACAUUUAAAAGAGCUUUUCAGUUGCUUUAUCAAAAACUAUAUAUUGCUUCUUCUAUAUUAUGAUUUAAUAUAGCAUAUAAACCUCUUGAUCAAAAAAUGCACAAAAAAAUCACUCUGUAUAUGUAUUUGAGUUUCACUGCAUUGUAUAUUUUUUCAUUUGGUACACAGAGAAAUGUAUUCAUUAUAGGUUUAUUCUUUUAACAUGUGAACUAUUAUUAAAGUUUACUCUGGUUCCUAAGAUUAAAAACAACUGAAUUUGGAAAUGCUUGGGAGGCACUGAUAGAGAAGGAUGGUUUUGCUCUUUUUUAAAAAAAUUUCAAAAUGCAUUUUCUUUAAUGUUGACACCAUUACAAAUUUAGAUAUCCAUUUUAAAAGGUACCCUUUUAAGUACCUUCCAGUUCUUUUAAACCAGUGAUUCUGUAUUGUCUUUCUAAGUACUAAAAUCUGUGGUGGAAUUUCAUUGAGUGUACUUUUUAGAGAAAAAAAAAAAAGUGAUGUCACCUAUCUGAGAGCUCUAAAACACUAAUUUCUACCUUUCUUAGAAAAGGCUAAAUUGUAAUUAAAUUAAGCAGUAAUAUUAAGUAAGGAGUAAAGAAUGAUUAAGAUGGAAGAGUGUGUGAGAAUUCCUAAGAUAUAUAAACUCCUAUCUUAAAAAAAGGCUAGUCACAUGCCUGCAAAAUAACUUUUCUCACUGAUAAAAUUCUGCUAGCCCAUUUUCAUUUUCCAGUACCCCUUUCAUUAUAUACUCUUUCCUUUGUCUCUAGGCCUUCUGAAUAGAAAAAUCAAAUAUUUCUAAGCACUAUGCACAAAACAUGGACUCAAAUGCAACACAUUUAGUUUCCACAAAAAUAUAUUUAAUAAGCUUGUUAUAUAAAAUCAAACAUUUAACACUUUCAACAUUUUAUCAAUAAUUCAAACUUACUGGUAUCUAAAUCUGGGAGUUUAUAUUUUGGAAGGUAACCUAAAUGAAGAAUUUAUUUACAUAUUUACAACACAUGUAAAUAUAACUAGAGCUAUUUCAACAAGUGUUGAAAUUCACAGAAUUUUGUAGGCUACAUGUGCCAUAAAUUUGCCUGCAAUCAAAUGUACUAUGCUAAUUAUGAACAAUGUCUUAAUAACUACUAAACCAAAAGGGAAAAAAUGAGGGGGAAAUACUGGGGUUUUAAAGUUGUGUGACAAACUCUUACAAGAUAAAAGAUCUGUAAAUCAAUUUAAUGACCAAGAUUUCUUAAUGAAUCCCUGAUUGUCAUUUUUGGCAGCUCAACCCAGUCCAUCAGGAUGGCAACGUGCUAUGCUGUUGGGAACCCUCCAGUGUCUCAUCAGAAUCACGUUACUAAAUGCCAUAAGAGCCCUGGCACAAAGUAAGGAAGUUAUAUUAGGAACUGUGACUGCUGUACACACCUUCCCACACAGGCUUGGGCCUUAUGCCUAAUUUAAUUCCUGAAAGAUUACAGGUCCUUCACCCUUUCAGACCAAAAAAUACUUUUUCAACAUGUUUUAAAAGGGUUCUUUACAUUUGGGGGCAGAGGAACUUCAUACAUUAUAUACAAAAAUUUAUCACCCAAAUCCCAUUUUAUGUUUUGAAUGGUAAUAUUUAAACCAUCCAAUUCCAGGCAAUAUUCCACAUGAAAGCAGUAGACAUCUUUUUUUAAAUACUGCAUAGGUUAUCUCUCUGCUUUUUU
Molecule: messenger RNA, 4987 nt
Organism: Sus scrofa (pig)
Lineage: Eukaryota; Metazoa; Chordata; Mammalia; Artiodactyla; Suidae
Source: RefSeq, a predicted model, not a curated record